Cyprinus carpio (common carp) is the source of this 10709-nucleotide messenger RNA. It is a transcript of the gene cacna1ba, whose product is annotated as calcium channel, voltage-dependent, N type, alpha 1B subunit, a. Gene Ontology annotation, cellular component: voltage-gated calcium channel complex; membrane; neuronal cell body. Gene Ontology annotation, biological process: chemical synaptic transmission; calcium ion import across plasma membrane. Gene Ontology annotation, molecular function: high voltage-gated calcium channel activity. The transcript is spliced from 52 exons. The coding region runs from base 1529 to 8653 and encodes 2374 amino acids. NCBI's taxonomy places the organism in Eukaryota, Metazoa, Chordata, Actinopteri, Cypriniformes, Cyprinidae. The record is from RefSeq and is a predicted model, not a curated record.
GUAAAUUAUGCAUAUAAGACUUCUUUCCAAAACCAUAAAAACCUACUGAAACGGCAGUUUAAACAAGUAAAAUAAAUAGCCUAUGUAAAAAUAUUUUGUUGUAGUAUUUGCAAACAAAGUGUAGUAUUUAUUGGAUGUUCUGUACUAAAAACAGGUGAAAUAAUGCGCUCAAAACAACAUCUGUUCAGUCAUUACGUCAGUAUUUGUAGUCGUAAACACAAUCUGAAUUUCACUAUAGCACACAAUUUGUCUGUGCUUAACAUUACUUGAAGACACUUUCACGUUUUGUUCUACCAAAUAAAUGACAUGCAAUCAUCAACCUCAAACCUUUUAAAAACAUAAAUUACAAGUUGCUAUGAAGUUAAAGGAUCAAGGAGGAGGUUACGUAAUUUAUGUAGUAGGCCUAGAGCAAAACGUGAAAGUAUCUUCAAGCAGACUAAUGUAAAACACCGACCCUAAUUUACUCAAAUCGAAAGCUCCAUUUUAAAAACCCAUUAAAAAUUCCCAAGGGAUCCCAUGUCUCAAAAAAAACCCCUCUUUCUUCCGGAUUUUCGGACGACAAACUGAACAGCCCUAUUGAAGGGUUAACGUAAAUGUGAAAGAGACCGUGCACCCUCCGAAAGGCGUCAGUCACGAGUGAUGUCCUGAUUUUCUCCACCCUUUUCUAAAUCAACGAUCUGUUUACAGUUGUGGGAAGUGCAGACGCAUCCAUCCCUCACAGAUGUGCCCAAUUCUUCUUAACUUGCUUUAAAGUACCGGUGCAAACGGUUUGAGGAGCUGUUUAGUUCACUGCUGGGGUCUGGAAGGGUACAUGCUGUAUUUUCCCCUCUUGCCCCAGUGCCAUGGAUACUGUAGCGGUACAGGUGGAGCCACUGACAGGCUGCUUCACAGUCACGUGAUCUGAUUUAGAAGAAGCAGCGGCUGCAGAAAUAGGUUAAAAUUUCAUCGCCCGGCUACGGUCUAGUGGAAAAAGGCUGUUAAUAUCGUUUGCGCGUUUUCAUUUUAACGAUAUAAACGCGAAGGCGACGAACCGCUCGCGCUAUCAUCUGUGAUAAGCGCAGGCGAGAUCGGAGGAAAACAUCGAAGCAUCUGCAACAGCGCAGGGAAGCAGGAUCUCACAAUCUGUGGGCUCGACUCCAUUCAAUCGCAACACAGUUUGUAAAGGCACCUUCGCGGCUGGACUUAAUUCAUGACAUGGCUGAUUAUCUAAAUCCUUCGAGUGAGGCGUGAAAAUUGUCCUUGCUGGAUAUGAGCGCUCGCUUUUUUGGUGGAUUGUGUAACGUGGAGCGAUAAACUUUAACUGGCGUUCGGUUCAUAACAGAGAUGCGUUUAGAUGUGCUCUGAAUGGCUGGAAUACUUUAAGCAACUCUCUGUGUUUGUGGCGGCUGAACAAGCUCUUGUGGAUGCCAGACCUGUACGGAUGAGAAGAACUCGUGGCUGGGACUACAUCGCGCGUUGUGAUGCUUCUUCUUUACUCUCUGUCUGAUGUGAAUUUGGAUGUCUAUAGUCAAAUCUGCGCGUUUCUAGAAUGGCUCGCUUCGAAGACGAUCUCCCGACCCGGUAUGGAGGCGGUGGCUCUCCAGCGGGUCCAGGCAGAGGGGCCAGCCGGCACCCAGGCCCCCCGGGCGGACAGAGGAUGUAUAAGCAAACAAUGGCCCAAAGAGCCCGGACAAUGGCCAUAUACAACCCGAUACCGAUCAAACAGAACUGUUUCACAGUCAACCGAUCCCUGUUCAUCUUCAGCGAAGAUAAUAUCAUUCGGAAAUAUGCAAAGAAAAUAACAGAGUGGCCUCCAUUUGAGUACAUGAUUCUUGCCACCAUUAUAGCAAACUGCAUUGUACUGGGUUUAGAGCAGCAUUUACCAGCUUCAGACAAGACACCCAUGUCAAAGCGACUGGAUGACACUGAACCCUACUUCAUCGGAAUAUUUUGCUUUGAGGCCGGGAUCAAGAUCAUCGCUCUAGGCUUUGCUUUUCAUAAAGGCUCCUACCUCCGCAAUGGGUGGAAUGUUAUGGACUUUGUUGUCGUGUUGACAGGGAUUCUGACCGUAGUGGGGCCAGACUUUGAUUUGCGGACACUCAGGGCAGUAAGAGUCUUGCGGCCACUCAAACUGGUGUCUGGAAUUCCAAGUCUCCAAGUGGUUCUGAAGUCCAUCAUGAAAGCAAUGGUUCCUCUGCUUCAGAUCGGCCUUCUGCUCUUUUUUGCUAUACUCAUGUUUGCCAUCAUUGGCCUAGACUUCUACAUGGGCAAGUUUCACCGCACCUGCUUCAGAAACGAUACUGGGGAACAGGCAGCUGACUUUCCAUGUGGAUUGGAACCUCCAGCUCGGGUGUGUGAAGGUGACACAGUUUGUAGGGAAUACUGGACUGGUCCAAACUUCGGCAUAACAAACUUUGACAACAUCCUGUUCGCUGUGCUCACCGUCUUCCAGUGCAUCACUAUGGAAGGAUGGGUGGACAUCCUUUACAAUGCCAAUGAUGCCUCAGGGAACACCUGGAACUGGCUCUACUUCAUCCCACUCAUCAUCAUCGGCUCUUUCUUCAUGCUCAACUUGGUUCUGGGGGUGCUGUCAGGGGAGUUUGCAAAGGAGCGAGAGCGUGUGGAGAAAAGGCAGGAGUUCCUGAAGCUUCGCAGACAACAGCAGAUCGAGAGGGAGCUGACCGGCUACCUGGAGUGGAUCUGCAAAGCAGAGGAAGUAAUGCUUGCUGAAGAAGAUAAAAAUGCAGAGGAGAAGGAGGAUGGUGCCUGGUACAAGAGGAAAUGCAACAACCCAGUGUUGAAGAGAGCCAAAAAGAGCAAAAAUGACCUCAUCAGUGCAGAGGAAGGAGAAGACCACUUCACUGACAUCUCAUCAGUCGCUCCCCAGGGCUCUCCAUUCACCCGUACAAGCGUGAAGAGCAGCAAGAACGAGAGCUCUUCAUACUUUCGCAGAAAAGAGAAGAGGUUUCGCUUCUUCAUCCGCCGUAUGGUGAAGGCCCAGAGCUUCUACUGGACUGUUCUGUGUAUAGUGGGACUGAACACACUAUGUGUGGCUAUAGUUCACUACGACCAGCCCAACUGGCUCACAUAUGCACUGUAUUUGGCGGAGUUUGUGUUCCUUGGUCUGUUUCUAAUAGAGAUGAGUCUGAAGAUGUAUGGCCUCGGGCCCAGGACCUACUUUCACUCCUCAUUUAACUGCUUUGACUUUGGGGUAAUUGUAGGUAGCAUUUUCGAGGUGAUUUGGGCAGCAGUAAAACCCGGAGCCUCUUUUGGCAUUAGUGUGUUGCGAGCGCUGCGUUUGCUGAGGAUAUUCAAGGUUACCAAGUAUUGGAACUCGUUACGGAAUCUGGUGGUGUCUCUGCUCAACUCAAUGAAGUCCAUCAUCAGCCUCCUGUUCCUGCUGUUUCUCUUCAUUGUAGUGUUUGCUCUGCUGGGAAUGCAGCUCUUCGGAGGACAGUUUAAUUUUGAAGAUGAGACCCCGACGACCAACUUUGACACAUUCCCAGCUGCUAUACUGACAGUGUUUCAGGUUCUGACAGGAGAAGACUGGAAUGCUGUGAUGUAUCAUGGAAUUGAAUCCCAGGGAGGAGUGCACCGGGGAAUGUUUUGCUCCGUGUACUUCAUUGUGCUCACACUGUUUGGAAACUACACUCUCCUCAAUGUCUUUUUGGCCAUCGCUGUUGAUAAUCUCGCCAAUGCACAAGAACUAACCAAGGAUGAGGAGGAGCAGGAGGAGGCCAUCACUAAGAAACUGGCUCUGCAGAAAGCCAAGGAGGUAAAGGAGGUCAGCCCCAUGUCGGCCGCUAACAUUUCCAUCACAGCUUUUAUAAGGCCAAAUCCUGGUGCUCUUUCAUGCAGCUCCUCCAACUCCAGCUCUCAUUCACCGAGUUAUGUCUGCUCCCCUGCACAUCACUACUUGAGUAAAGAACAGCAGCGUUCUCUAAAGAUGAUGUCCGUGUGGGAGCAGCGCACCACACAGAUUCGGAAGCACAUGCUGGCCAGCAGCGAGGCGUUGUACCAAGAGGAACUCAACCCCCGGCUGACCUCCAACCUUCACGUCCGCCCUGACAUGAAAACCCACCUGGACCGGCCCUUGGUGGUGGAACCUCGUUGUGAUGGUCCCAUCAGUCCACACAGAGGCUGGGACAAACCCCAGGACUUGCAAGGGGAGGGCGGCACAACGGAGGAACGAGUCCCCCCUGUAAUGGAGCCACCACAGUCACACCCACCACGCAAACACCACCGUCACAGGGAGCGUCCCUCCAAUGAGACCAAUGAAAACGGCGACACCAGUCAUGGCAAAGAAGGCCGGCAUCACGUCCAUCACAGCCGCAGUAAGGAGCACGAUGGGACACGGUGUAAGGAGGGGAAGAGUGACAGGAGCCGGAGCAGAGAGGGAGGCCGUAGACAUCACCAUCAGAGCUCAGUGGAUGAGGGAGUGGGAGGUGGGGAGAGAGAACAUCGUCACCAUCACUCUCAUAGGCAUAGCAGAGAGGGCAAUGGAGUAGUCAGCGCAGGGAAGAGUGAACGGCGGUCCAGGCAGAAGGAUGGCUCACGUUCGGGAACAAGGGAGGGGGAGAGGUGCUCCAGGGGUGAAAAUGGAGGUAAUGGAGGGAGGAGACGGCACAGACCCCGUACCAGUAAAGCUCAGUCGACAUUGGAAGGAGAAGAGCAACAAGGGAAUGGAGAGCAGGAGGAGGACAAGUCCCACAGCCACAGGCACACGGACAUGGGCGGAGAUUCAUUGGCUAUAAACCCCCAUCAACCUUCAGUUGGGAACCGAUGGUGUCUUGAUAAUCCAGAAGACUCGGACAAUAAACAAAAUAUUGGGCAGACUGGAGGAAUGGGCACACACAUACCUGUGACCGUCACGUCUCCCCCUGGAGAAACGACGCUUAUUCCCAUGAACAGUAUAGACAGUGAGACAAUGCCCAUGACUGAGAAGAAUCUGGAGGAUCUGAACCAGAGCAGCCCUCGUCCCAUCCUCCCCUUCAGCUCCAUGUUCAUCUUCAGCCCAACCAAUCCGGUGAGACGUCUGUGCCACUACAUUGUGAGCCUGCGCUACUUUGAGAUGUGUAUCCUCGUGGUGAUUGCCAUGAGCAGUAUAGCCCUGGCUGCGGAGGACCCAGUCCAAGCCAAUGCCCCUCGUAACAAUGUCCUGAAGUAUUUAGACUAUGUCUUCACUGGUGUCUUCACAUUUGAGAUGGUCAUUAAGAUGGUGGAUUUAGGUUUAUUGCUGCAUCCUGGUUCCUACUUCAGAGAUCUGUGGAAUAUUCUGGACUUCAUUGUUGUCAGUGGUGCACUGGUGGCAUUCGCAUUCUCGAGCUUCAUGGGAUCACAUCAAAGCGUAAACAGAGGAACCAAGGGAAAAGACAUCAGCACUAUCAAGUCCCUGAGGGUGUUGCGAGUCUUGCGACCACUGAAGACCAUUAAACGUCUACCAAAACUGAAGGCCGUGUUUGACUGUGUGGUGAACUCCCUGAAGAACGUAUUGAAUAUCCUCAUUGUCUACAUCCUGUUCAUGUUCAUCUUCGCUGUCAUUGCUGUGCAGCUCUUCAAGGGCAAGUUUUUCUACUGCACAGACGAGUCCAAAGGCCUGGAGAAAGACUGCAGAGGGCUGUUCUUGGAUUACGAUAAGGAUGAAGUGGAAGCCCAGCCCAGGGAAUGGAGGAAAUAUGAGUUCCACUAUGACAAUGUGCUGUGGGCAUUUCUCACCCUCUUCACUGUUUCUACUGGAGAGGGCUGGCCAACGGUUUUGAAGCACUCUGUAGAUGCCACUUUUGAGGACCUGGGUCCCAGUCCUGGCUACCGCAUGGAGAUGUCCAUCUUCUACGUGGUCUACUUUGUGGUCUUCCCCUUUUUCUUUGUCAACAUUUUCGUGGCCUUGAUAAUCAUCACAUUCCAGGAACAGGGUGAUAAGGCCUUGUCAGAGUGCAGUCUGGAGAAGAAUGAGAGAGCCUGCAUCGACUUUGCUAUCAAUGCCAAACCGCUGACCCGCUAUAUGCCACAGAACCAGCAGUCCUUUCAGUACCGCUUGUGGAAGUUUGUGGUCUCUCCACCAUUUGAGUACUCCAUCAUGAUCAUGAUUGCUCUCAACACUGUGGUGCUCAUGAUGAAGUUCCAUGGGGCACCCGACUUUUAUGAAGCUAUGCUCAAGUAUCUCAACAUUGUUUUCACUGCUCUCUUUUCAAUGGAGUGUAUUCUCAAGAUUAUUGCUUUUGGCCCUUUGAAUUACCUGAAAGACGCCUGGAAUGUGUUUGACUUUGUGACUGUGCUGGGCAGCAUCACUGACAUCAUAGUCACUGAGAUUAACACUACGGACCGUCUGUUGAACUUGAGUUUCCUGAGGCUCUUCAGAGCAGCCAGACUCGUCAAACUCCUCCGGCAGGGAUACACCAUUCGCAUCCUGCUCUGGACAUUCGUCCAGUCUUUUAAGGCACUGCCUUAUGUUUGCCUUCUAAUCGCAAUGCUGUUUUUCAUCUACGCCAUCAUUGGAAUGCAGGUGUUUGGGAACAUUGAAUUGAACGAUGAUACUGCUAUCAAUCGUCACAACAACUUUCGCACUUUCCUCCAAGCGCUUAUGCUGUUAUUCAGGAGUGCCACUGGUGAAGCCUGGCAUGAGAUUAUGCUGUCCUGUCUGAGUGAGCGCACCUGUGAUGCAAGCUCAGGCAUUCAUGGAAAGGAGUGCGGGAGUGACUUUGCCUACUUCUACUUUGUCUCCUUCAUUUUCCUCUGUUCUUUCUUGAUGUUGAACCUGUUUGUGGCUGUCAUUAUGGACAACUUUGAAUAUCUGACACGCGACUCCUCCAUCUUGGGCCCUCACCACCUGGAUGAGUUUAUCCGAGUGUGGGCAGAGUAUGACCCAGCCGCAUGUGGCCGUAUCAAGUACCUCGAUAUGUAUGAGAUGCUGCUCCACAUGUCCCCACCUUUAGGUUUGGGAAAGAAAUGCCCUCCACGAAUCGCCUACAAGCGGCUGGUGAAAAUGAACAUGCCCAUUGCAGAUGACAACAGUGUGCACUUCACCUCCACCCUGAUGGCUCUGAUCCGCACAGCCCUGGAGAUCAAACUGGCUUCAGGCAUGGUGGCCCAACGUCUGUCAGAUGCUGAACUGAAGAAGGAGCUCGCUACAGUCUGGCCAAACCUGUCUCAGAAGACUAUGGACCUGCUGGUCACUCCGCAUAAACCCAAUGAGCUUACAGUGGGGAAGGUAUAUGCGGCUCUUAUGAUUUUUGACUAUUACAAGCAAAACAGAGCCAAAAGACUUCAGAUGCAGCAACAGCAGCAGAGAGAACAGACAGGACCUGGAUCUCAGAAUAAAGUCAGUGCUCUUUUAGAGCCUAUUCUCCCACUAACCCACAUGCAAGAUCAGGCUGUGAACAGUGUAGAUUCGGCCUCAGACUUUCAAGCUCAGACCAGACCCAGCUCCACCACGCUCAACAACGGACGCACACAUCUUGAUAAUACAAUAAAGGGAUCUUCAUCCUGGGCCUCGGAGAAGUCCAAGGAGGUCCCACGAUCUAAACGACGGCCAAUGUCCAGAGGUCAAUCAGAGGAUGCCUCAAAUGAAAACACUGCCCAGGAGUCAGUAGAAAUGAGGAAGAUGGAGAACAGUGCCAACACAGUCCCCUCUGGCAUCCUUGAAGGCCAAGGACGUGCAGUAUCCAUGCCAAAACUCAACGCAGAGAUGCAGAGGAGCCAUUCACGUCAUUCUCCUGGGACUUUACUGGAAACCAUUCCUGAUUCCCCCAUGAGACGCUCCGCAUCCACUUUUGCACCACAGCGCCCUCAGGAGGUGAAUCUGAAUGACUACACUUUGGCGAAACCUGUUCAAGAACGACAUCACCACCAUCACCAUCAUCACCGAUGCCAUCAUCGUAGGGACAGAGACAAGAAACAGAGAUCUUUGGACAGGUCGCCCACUGGACAACACAAAGCUACAGGCACAGCAGCUGACCCUGUAGAGGAGAGGCCGCAUGACCGAGGUCGUUCCCAUGAGAGGAAACAUCAUUCGUCUUCAGCGGAGAAGCAGCGGUAUUACUCAUGUGAUCGCUACAGCAGUCGGGAACACUGUCCCAGCAAGUCUGCCGUGGCAAGCUGUGCCACCUCGCCCAGCGAGGCCAAGGAGGCCACUCUCAGCAAGCAGGGCAGUGGUUGGGCUAAGAGGAGCCCGGUGUUGUUGACCUCAGGGGCGAGCACUCCAAGCCGUGGGCGCAGACAGCUGCCCCAGACCCCCCUUACUCCUCGUCCCUCUGUGACCUACAGGACUGCCAACUCCUCCCCUGUGCAAUUUCUGGGCACACAGGCCGGCUUGCUUCCCCCCAGUCCCGGCAGACUGAGCCGCGGUGUGUCCGAGCACAACGCCCUCUUACACAGCGGCUCCAUCUCCAGCUCGCCAGCCCCCGUCAGUCGCAUUAACUCAGAACCCUUCUUGGGGCCCCCAGACCACCCUGCCGGCCUCCAGCUUGAAGCCUACGCCGUCUUCCAAGAGGAUCCGAGCCCUCAGACGGGCCGUUUUGCCCAGACUGUAGGGAUGCCGAUCGUGGCGAUUCCCCCACCUCCACAACAGCAGUUCCGCGGGGUUCCCAACGGAUACCACUUCAUCACGGGCCCCGGGGCCAGCAGAGGAAGGGCACGGCAGUACUACCCAGAGGCAGAGAUGGACGACUGGUGCUAGCAUGGCUUUAAUUUACACACACGUACAGAUGAUGUUUUUGUUUUCAAAUCAUGAUGAGUUUUAUCAUCUCUUAUUUUGCGGGUGGUGUUAAAUUCAGUAAUACAUUUUUUUUUUUCAAUGUCCAAAGGAUAAAACAUACAUGUACAGUAUGCUUACAAAGCAGCAGAUGUGGGAUAAAAAGGCUCAAACCCACCUGACUUUGUUGCAUUUCAGUCAGGCUAAAUGGUUUGAUGGGUGUGGUCUUUUUAAAAACACUUAAGAUUUACAGUUUAUGUGAAAACACACGGGCUUUUUCUUAAUCUUUGCCUUUUAGGGGCAAAAGAUGCCAAAGUGUGCUUGUGUAACCUGGGAAAAGAGUGACCCACUGCUUCAAGUGUAGACCACAACGGGCGUCUGGCCAGUUUCCCUCAAAGCCAGCCUCUGCGACGCACCCUUAAUGCAAAUAUUCCCAUGAAAAUGUUAUCUUGGCAUUAUAGAUGUACCUUUUAUGGAGCAAAGGUUUACAGAAGUGGAUGGAAAUGCAAGAAACACUGUUUUAUUCGGCCCUAUCUCCAUCUAAGAGAAUUCCAUGUUAUUUCACACUGUUGCGAAAGCAGAUUGUUCAUUAUGCUGCUGAUGGCCAUUCCUCGCACACGUCACUAUGUGUGAAACCUUUGACAACCAUAAUGUACUUUGUUUUAUAUCAAAUUGUAGAUAUUUUAUCUAUUCAUUAUGUGCUUUUUUGUAUUGUAAAGAUGGACGGUUUUACGUAAAUCGCUUACGGCUUCACCAUACUGUCAGGUCUACCGAUUCUUCUUGACUGCUCCAGAUGUUAUUUACAAAGUGCCUAACCUUUUGAAUACAUUGUAGUAGUGAUGCAACCUCAGCCUUUUUUAGUGCAUCCACACUUGAGAGAGUGAACUGAACAAGCUCUAAGGGUUAAAUGGAACUACAAGGUGUUACGAACGCAGGCCUUAAUUCAGAAGAUACAGUACCACGUUAGGUUUUUGAAUGGAAAUGACAGUAUGAUUGUUUUUGUUGUUGUUGUUGUUUUUUUAAUUCUUGUCUCCUUUUUGUACAAUUUUAGUACUGAAUGGAAUAUUGAAAAAUUCCAUCACCAAAAGCAUAUGUUAGUAUGGAGCACCUAUUAAAAAACUGCAGUAGUUGUGUAUUUGUCCUGACGGGGACUUAAUAACCACAGUUAUAAAAUUGCAUGUUAAAAAAAAGUCUUCAAUUCUUGAUUGACCAUGCUUAAGAAACCAAUAUUUACGGUGUAUAUUUCCUGUCCUGAUGAAGAUGCUCAGACUGCAUUGCUAUUUGCCUUCUCUGUUUGAUCCUUUGGAUGGUUAGAUGCAAGGACUGAAAACUGAAGAACUGUCACAAAGGAGCAUGCUUUGCUCGUGUAGCAGGUUUCCUGAUGUGAGCGCGUGUUGUGUUGCAUCGAGCCAGGGUCCUGGCACCGGUACAGUAGGCCAAUCUGUGUUAGGGUUAAACUUUCCCCCUCAUGGCAAUCCUCCAAGCACCCCCAGACACACAUACACGCUCACAGCUUUCAUUCUGCCGCUGUUCCCCAGCUGCUGGCCGUAUAGAAAUAUGGCCGGCUCCUUUUUAUCACACUGGUAACAUGAGAGGAAUAUUUAGCCAGAGGGUGAGGCAGUCUGAAAGAACAGAAAAAAGCCUCUGUAUUGGGACACUGUGUGGAUGGGGAUCAUUUCACCAGUUCCGCAUUGACAUACAUGAAUACAUUAGACGCUUGGAGAAUUGUUUGGCUAAUCAGGUGAUUCUUGGCCACUGAUGUGUCAGGACUUUGCUGACAGUGAAUGUUCUUUCAUUUUCAAAUUUUUUUUUUUAAACAUGUAUUUUCUUUAUGUAGGGCUAUGCAACGAGAUGACACUUUGAAAAAUAUACAUCAUUCAUUUUGUAGCUUUACCUGCUGGGAAAUCCAGAUUCAGGCUUUAGCAUGAUAGUGACCAAAUCUUCUUCUUCUUCUUUUUUUUAAAAAUAAUUUAAAAAAAAAUAUGAAAAAGUAUAUUUUAGAAUGCAUAAAGGCACAAUGAUUAAAAAGCAGAAAUCAGCA